Molecule: messenger RNA, 3125 nt
Organism: Hemicordylus capensis (graceful crag lizard)
Lineage: Eukaryota; Metazoa; Chordata; Lepidosauria; Squamata; Cordylidae
Gene: CHMP7
Product: charged multivesicular body protein 7
Exons: 10
Coding region: 104-1465 (453 amino acids)
Biological process (GO): vesicle budding from membrane; late endosome to vacuole transport via multivesicular body sorting pathway
Cellular component (GO): cytoplasmic side of plasma membrane; ESCRT III complex; multivesicular body
Source: RefSeq, a predicted model, not a curated record
AAUGGAAGCGCAUGCGCUUUGGGGCUCCCCGUCACUGAGGAAACGCCUGAGGAGGGAGAGGCGAGGGGAGCUAGGCCGCGGUCGGAGCCGGGGGCUCGCGUAGAUGUCUUCUCCGGAGGAGGCGCGCGUGGCGCCGGCCCCCGAGGGGGACCUGCCCCCGGAAUGGGAAUCGGACGAAGAGCGCAUGGCCUUCCUGUUCUCGGCCUUCAAGCAGAGCCGGGAGGUCAACGCCACCGAAUGGGACAGCAAGAUGGGCUUCUGGAGCGAGCUGGUGCUGAAGCGCGGGCGCCGCCGGAAAGGGGUCCGCACUUGCCUGCGCGAGCUGCAGCAGGCCUUCGAGCGGCGGGGGAGCGUCCCCCUGGGGCUGGGCACCGUGCUCCGGGAGCUGCUCAGACGUGGCAAGUUGCAGAGGGAAUCUGACUUCAUGACCAGUGUAGACAGCAGCUGGAUCUCCUGGGGCGUAGGAGUCUUCAUUCUGAAGCCGCUGAAGUGGACCCUCUCCAGCGUAUUGGGUGACAGUAAAGUGCCGGAGGAGGAGGAAGUUCUGAUUUAUGUGGAGCUCCUUCAGGAGAAGGCCGAAGAAGUGUAUCACCUGUACCAGAAUUCCACCCUUUCCUCACACCCUGUUGUUGGCCUCUCUGAGCUGCGCGCCCUGUGCAGCAGCAUCUGUCCCGAUGAAAGGACGUUUUGUCUGGUGCUGCUCCAGUUGCAGAAGGAAAAGAGGAUCACAGUCCUAGAGCAGAAUGGAGAUAAGAUAAUGAAAUUUGCCCGCGGUCUUCAUGCCAAAGUAUCCCCCAUGAACGAUGUGGACAUUGGGGUGUAUCAGUUGAUGCAGAGUGAACAGCUGCUGUCACAGAAGGUGGAAUCCCUUGCCCAAGAAGCAGAGAGGUGUAAAGAGGAGGCCCGGAGUGCAUGCAAAGCUGGGAAGAAGCAGCUGGCACUGAGGUGUUUGAAAUCCAAGCAAAGAACAGAAAGACGCAUUACAGAACUUCACUCCAAGCUGGAUGUGGUGCAAGGCAUUCUAGAUCGGAUAUACGCCUCUCAGACAGAUCAGAUGGUAUUUAAUGCCUACCAGGCUGGAGUGGGAGCUCUGAAGCUAUCCAUGAAAGAUGUCACUGUGGAGAAGGCAGAGAACCUGGUGGAUCAAAUUCAAGAGCUUUGUGACACCCAAGAUGAAGUCACCCAAACAUUGGCAGGAGUGGGAAUCAAUGGCUCAGAAGCAGACACUGAAGAAUUGGAAAAGGAACUAGACAAUCUUCUUCUAGAUUCCUCGAAAGAUCUUCCCGACCUGCCUUCCGUUCCGCAGAAACCAUUGUUUCCUACAUCUCUUGUGCUUCCUAGCAUUUCUGAUGCAGAGCUUGAAGCGGAGUUGGAGAAGCUCACCCUUUCAGAUGGAGGAUUGGCACAAAAGACUGACUCAAACGCCUCUGAACCUAAAAGAGCUCGUAUGGAAUUGCAUCUCUAGUGGCUCAAUGCUGCCCUCCUGCUGUGAAGAUGUCUUAACUUUGGUGAUCAUAACUCCAAGAGUAACUUGUGGAAUGUGGGCUGAUGCCCCCUCCUUGCUAGACAGCACUUUUGUAAGAGACAGGAUGUACCGCCACGACAAUCCAUCCUCUUUCAAGCAGACCCCAGCUGCUGUUGCCAUUGUCUUUUUCAGUGCCAAACUCCAGUGUCUAUGGUUGACGUGUCCACCUGUGUUGCCAGCCAUGGUUGCCCUUCUCUGGCAAGUUCACGCUCCUGAUGGAUUUUUAACUUGCCACCCUGCACCCCGAGGGCCCUCCUGCCACUUAAGAAAACACAAGCUAGUUGUGACAGCCAUUGGUGAGAACUAGAAAGGCAGCCAGAUUGAUAGUCCCUGGCUGUUUUGUGUGGUUGUGCGAAAUAUUUGGUGCAACUAACACCAGACACUGACUCUUGACAGCCAGCUAUUGGCAACAAGCUUACACACGUGUUGAUGGUCUUUCUGUUCUUCCUUCUCUGUGUUUGCACGGUUGUGGACAACUUAGAUGUACGAUGGUUUUAUUGUAGGAGACGUUUUGUUGCUGUUCCCACGGGGUUGGAGUGGGUGGCAUCUGUCAACACAAAAUACGAUUUAUCCCCUUUUCUCCAAAACUAGUAUAGCCUUAAGGGAACCCGCAAAGGUUCUCAAAAUGAAGGUGUUUAGGUUUUGUUGCUGCUAGAACAUGAUAAAGUUUUUGAUUAAAAAGUGCUUGUUGGCUUACCUGCAGGCUGAGCAAGUAAUAUAUUCUGCUUUGGUGCACACCUUUCUUUAGUAGUCCCCGGGGAUUCAGGGGAGCUUUUGAAUCAGAAGCUUGUAGACUGUGGAUGUGUAUCCUCUGAGAGGUUCUUGAGUCACAUACGUUGGAAGGCCUUUAAAAAUGGUUUGGACUGAAAUCUCUGUGCCUGUGGCAACUUCCUUGGAGUAUCGCUGUUUCCUAUCACCACAGGAGGCAAAUUCAUUUAGAUAGUAGAAAAGCAAGUGGAUAACAUGUAGGCUAAUGCAUUGGAGGGGUAAAAGUACAAUUAUUCCUCCCCUUUGCAAGCCCCCUUUUCACAAAAUUGUGUGUGUACAGCAAAGAAUGCAGGCUUGCCCUGUUAUGGUUGCUUUCUGUGUAGUAAGAGUGGUUGCUUGAGGCGUAGUGCGUACUAGUGCAUACUCUGUAUACUUCAUGGAGAGCUGUGCAGUGCACCUAGAUUGGGAACAUGAUAUAGUGAGGUGGUGUGGUAAGUAGUUAACUUUUCAGUCAAUUCUGAGGCACAUACUAUUUCCAUAAGGCCGUUAUGCCUAUCAAUUAGUCUACUGAACUUUGAUUCAAGCAAACUUAGGAGGGGAGCUUGAACUGUUUUACAAAGGAAGAUCUGAGUCUAAAUUUGGGAGAGGGAAACCACCUAACUUUGUACUGAAUUUUGAUUUUGCUGCUUCCCCACAAUACUUCUAGUGUUCUCUCACUUUCUGGAAGACAGACACAUCACACAGCCUUGUGUUUAACACAGACAACAAACAGAAUUGUGUUACAUUAAUUUAAAGGCAUUGUACUUUUUUCAUUUAGUAAGCAGAUGGGAGAGGAAAAAUAAUUACUGUUUUUUUUAAAAAAAACCAAUGAUGUAAUAAAGGGGAAAAAUGA